AUGGGCUGGAGUGAGCGGGCGCCGCCAGGCCCAGCCAAGUGCCACGGCCACCGUCCAGGACUGUGGCCUCCUCACACUCCCAUGUCCGGGGACCAGCUGUGCCUGGUGAUGAGCAGCAGGUGCCCAGGCAGCCCUGUGGUCAGCUCCUGGGCCCAGAAGGCUGCGGUGCCUGGCCCGGGGCUUGGGAGCACCUGCGCCCUCCGCACCUGCACCUGCACCUGCCCCCGCGCCCCCCGCACCUGCCCCGCGCCCCGCAGCGUGAUUGCGCCCGCACGGCUCUGCGGUCUGCUGUACGCGGCGUGCGUGGCCGCGGCGCUGGCACAGGAGGGCAGCGCGAUGGCUGGGACGGGGCCGGGGACGGGGACGGGGACGGGGACGGGGCCGGGGACGGGGACGGGGACGGAGGCCGGGCCCCGGGGGCGCCGCGGGGAGCGCGCCUUCGUCCCGGAGCCCUUCGACGGGGAGGGCGUGGGCGCGCGCGCCUGGCUGCACCGCUUCGAGGCCAUCGGUGACCUGAACGGCUGGGACCCCGCGGCCAGGCUGCGGCUCCUGCGGGGGUCCCUGCGGGGACGCGCCCUGCAGACCCUCCGCGCGCUCGGGCCCGAGGCCCAGGCCGACUACGCGGCGGUGAAGGCCGCCCUGCUGCAGGCCUCCGGGGGCCUCCCGCCCCGCGAGAUCGUCUUCGCCAACAGCAUGGGCAAGGGCUACUACCUCAAGGGCAAGAUCGGGAAGGUGCCCGUGAGGUUCCUGGUGGACUCCGGGGCCCAGGUGUCCGUGGUCCACCCCAGCCUGUGGGAGGAGGUCACGGACGGCGACCUGGACACGCUGCGGCCCUUCGAGAACGUGGUCAAAGUGGCCAACGGGGCGGAGAUGAAGAUCCUGGGCAUCUGGGACACGGUGGUGUCCCUGGGGAAGCUGAAGCUGAAGGCAGAGUUCCUGGUGGCCAACGCCAGCGCCGAGGAGGCCAUCAUCGGCACCGACGUGCUGCAGGACCACAACGCCGUCCUGGACUUCGAGCACCGCACCUGCACCCUGAAGGGGAAGAAGUUCCGCCUGCUGCCCGUCGGAGGGUCCCUGGAGGACGAGUUCGACCUGGAGCUCAUAGAGGAGGAGCCGGCGGAGCCCGGGGCAGCUCCCUCCUACUGAGGGGCCCUCUCUGCGCUGCCCCCGAGCCCCCGAGCCCCCGAGGGAAGACACGCGCGGUGGAUGGCGGAGGGCCUCCGGAACCACCUGCGCCUUCGCCCCGUCCUCCAUCUGCAGGGGCCUUAAUCUGUCCCUGGGGUGGGGGGGGCUUCCAUCCUAGGAGGCCCCGGUGGGGGAGAACCGGCUGUCCCGGAGGGAGGUUGAGUCCUCGUGGUGGCCAAGCCGCUGUUGGUGGCAAUGAUUGGAAGGUUCGGUUCCAAGAAGGCCAGAAAGGACUGCCUCCCCCAGAGGACGGGGUGUGUCUUCAGACCCCUGAGCUGUGGCUCCUCCACACCAUGCUGUGCCCCGCUGGGCUGCGACCCGGCUGCAGGGUCCUGGCAAGCGAGACCCAGCUCCCGCAGGUGAGGCCCGCAGCUGCCCCGGGUCACGCCCCCUCCCCGUCGGGUCUUCCCACCCACCCACCUACCCGUAUGGUGUAGUUUCCUUCUGUUGUUCGCUUUGAAGCUCAUUGAACCUUACGCCAAUAAUUCCUUACUUCAAAAAAACAAUAAAGAUUGACUCAUGGAAAAACUA
Canis lupus familiaris (dog) is the source of this 1716-nucleotide messenger RNA. It is a transcript of the gene ASPRV1, whose product is annotated as aspartic peptidase retroviral like 1. Bases 1 to 1146 code for a protein of 381 amino acids. The transcript is spliced from 2 exons. Gene Ontology annotation, cellular component: membrane. Gene Ontology annotation, biological process: proteolysis. NCBI's taxonomy places the organism in Eukaryota, Metazoa, Chordata, Mammalia, Carnivora, Canidae. Gene Ontology annotation, molecular function: aspartic-type endopeptidase activity. The record is from RefSeq and is a predicted model, not a curated record.